Molecule: messenger RNA, 1525 nt
Organism: Tripterygium wilfordii
Lineage: Eukaryota; Viridiplantae; Streptophyta; Magnoliopsida; Celastrales; Celastraceae
Product: transcription factor HHO5-like
Exons: 5
Coding region: 253-1239 (328 amino acids)
Biological process (GO): regulation of DNA-templated transcription
Molecular function (GO): DNA binding; DNA-binding transcription factor activity
Source: RefSeq, a predicted model, not a curated record
CCGCAAGAGCACGGAAUCCCAAGAGAUUCCGAACGUGUAGACUCGCCGAUUAAUAUACGAUUCACCGAGUUGUCUCAAAUACGCGACUACCCGAACGCGAGUCUACGAAUCCUCGCGUCCCCUGAAUCUGAUUUCUUUCCUCUUCUAUAUAUAUAUUCACACCUACGAGACUCACUCUCCAUUUUUUCCUGCACAAUUUCAGUUUCUAUGCUCAAGAUACAGAGAGAGUAAACACAAACCAGUGGAGAGAAAAUGGACCUGAACUUGGAUUUGUCUCUGGGUUAUGUUCCCAGAACCAUCAGUGAUCUUCUCAGGGAAGUUUCAGCUACAACAGAGAUUUCGCACAAAUUGUCAAGGCUUGAUACGUAUGUGACAGGAUUGGAAGAUGAAUUGAGAAAGAUCGAAGCUUUUAAGCGUGAGCUUCCUCUUAGUAUGAUCCUCUUAAACGAUGCUAUUGUGAGAUUGAAGGAGGAGGCAAUGCAGUGGAGGGAAUUGAAUGAUCCGCCUCCUUUGACGGAGGAGAUUCGGCCAUUGAAAGGUAAACCAGUUGAAGAUGGAGGGGUAAUUUUGGAAAAGAAGGAUCAGAAGAACUGGAUGAGCUCUGUUCAGCUAUGGAGCACUGACAUCAACUUCGAUCAGAGAAAACUUGCACUGAGAAGCGAAGAUGACGAUCAGUUAGGUGCUGGGAAGGUGACCCAGUUAUGUAAUAAUGGAAGCAAGGGAGGGGCUUUUGUGGAUUUUCAAGGGAUUGGGAAGGCGAUUGCUCCACAAGUUCCUGCUCGUUCUCUCAUGCCACCAUUGUCUUCUCCACUUGUUCCAGUGAAGAUACAAAGUAAACAACAAGACCCCCAAGAGACACGGAGGAAGCAGAGGCGGUGCUGGUCACCGGAACUUCAUCGCCGAUUUGUCGAUGCACUUCAACAACUUGGAGGUUCUCAAGCCACUCCUAAACAGAUAAGGGACCUUAUGCAAGUGGAUGGAUUAACCAAUGAUGAAGUUAAAAGCCAUCUACAAAAAUAUCGACUUCAUGUUCGGAAACUUCCAUCUUCUGUAUCUGGUCCUGAAAAUGGCUCAUCAAUGGAACAAAGCCUAUGCAAAGACCACUCAGAAACAAAUGGCUCUCCACAGGGUCCCCUCAAUGCAGGUGGCUCUGGCUCUGGAGGAGACAGUAUGGAAGGGGAGGAGGACGAGAGAUCGGAUGGACGAAGUUGGCGAGGUGUGUUACUCAAAUUGGAAUAAAUUGAUGUACACUGCGAAGUACUGAUCCCCCAUGAGUUUUGCAGAUAAGAAAUGCAUGGGGAAUCGAACUGUAAACAUGAAAUUCAUCUAACAGAUGGAAUUAAGACUGGAGUUGGUUCUUUUUUCGAAAGUGGAGCUUAACAGACUAGAUAGGUUGUGAGAUUUUGCAGAACAACAUAUAUUAGGCUUUGUUAUCUAUGACAAUAAGAUUAUGUGAUGAUGCCCAUUUCUCAUCUAUAAAAUCAACAUAACAUUUUUGGUUUAUGAAGUUGUUCUGUUUCGUUUU